AUGGAGCCGAAGAGCCCCACGGAGGCCUCAGGGCAGGAGAAGGCCUUGGGGCAACUGAGUCAGGAGGCCACCUGCCCACUCUGCCUGGACUUCUUCCAGCAGCCGAUGGUCCUGGCCUGCGGACACAACUUCUGCCGCGACUGCCUGGCCCGGCUGGGCGCUGAGGCUUCCUGCCCUCAGUGCAGAGCCAGGGUGGAGCCCGGCAGCGCCUGCCCCAACCGGGCCCUGGCCAACAUCGUGGGCCUGGUGAAGGGGCUUCGGCUGUCGGGGGGAGCCCAGGAGGGGAGCAGCGGCCCCCAGCUGUGCCGGGAACACCAGCAGCCCCUGCAGACCUUCUGCUCCAGCGAGAAGCGCCUCCUCUGCACCGGCUGCCUGGGGGGGCACCAGGGCCACCCCCUCCUCUCCCUGCCCGAGGCUGCCCGGGAAUACAAGGACCUGCUGGAUGCCCUCCUGGAGCCCCUAAGGAAGGAGGAGAAGCAGCUGCUGGAGCAGAGGCGGGCGGAAGAGCAGAGCCGGCAGGAGUGCCAGGAGCAAUUAGCCACCGAGAAGCAGAAGGUCGGCCUGGCGCUGGAAUCCCUGCUGGAGCUGCUCCGGGAGAGGCAGUCGAUCUGGGUCACCUGGCUGGCCGAGCAGGAGGAGAAGAUGGAGGCUGAGUGGGUGGGCCCUCUGGCCCAGCUCAACGGAGAGGCCUCCCGCCUGCAGCAGCUGAUUGCCCAGAUGGAGAGGAAGUGCCGCCAGCCAGACACGGAAUUCCUGCAGGACAUCCAGGACACCGUGUACAGGUGCCGGAGUUACGUGGUGGGGCGUGUGAAGAGUGUCUCCCCCGGGCUGAAAGACAUACUCAAGACCAUCUUGGAGAAAAACACUCCUGUAAGGCAGGUUGUGGACAAUUACAAAGUCUACGUCACGCUGGACGUCUCGACCGCCCACCCGCAGCUCUGGUGCCAGGGAACCACUCUGACUUUGUCCAACCAAAACCAGAAUCUCCCGGAUCUGCCAGCGAGGUUCAACCAGGAAUUGUGCGCCCUGGGCUGUGGGGAAUUCUACAUGUGCUAUUGGGAAGUGUCCGUGCAGGAGGCAGGGAACACCCCGGUGGGUGGCAGAGCAUGCUGGGCCGUCGGGGUGGCCAUAGAGUCUGUACGCAGGAAGGGGAGUUUCCAGCUGAGCCCCCAGGAGGGAAUCUGGGCCGUGGGGAAGAGUGUGGAGGGGGAGACGGUCGCUUUCUCCAAGGUUCACGAGAAGCUCAACUUGCAGAAGCCGCUGAGGAGGCUGCGGGUGCGGCUGGACUACAAGGCAGAAGAGGUGGAGUUCCUAGAUGCAGAGAUUGGGGUUUCCCUCUACACCUUCCGGACGGGGGCCUUCCUUGGGGAGAGGGCCUACCCUUUUUUCUACCUGGGCCAGCAGGGGGUCACCCUUCAGUGUGAGGGAUGUCCAAGUUCAACUGCGUGGCGGGGCUACUGAUUAUAA
Molecule: messenger RNA, 1467 nt
Organism: Protobothrops mucrosquamatus (brown spotted pit viper)
Lineage: Eukaryota; Metazoa; Chordata; Lepidosauria; Squamata; Viperidae
Product: zinc finger protein RFP-like
Exons: 6
Coding region: 1-1461 (486 amino acids)
Molecular function (GO): protein binding; zinc ion binding
Source: RefSeq, a predicted model, not a curated record